Messenger RNA from Drosophila pseudoobscura, 683 nucleotides. RefSeq names its product peptide deformylase, mitochondrial. Gene Ontology annotation, molecular function: peptide deformylase activity. The transcript is spliced from 2 exons. Gene Ontology annotation, cellular component: mitochondrion. Lineage: Eukaryota; Metazoa; Arthropoda; Insecta; Diptera; Drosophilidae. Bases 74 to 664 code for a protein of 196 amino acids. The record is from RefSeq and is a predicted model, not a curated record. Gene Ontology annotation, biological process: peptidyl-methionine modification.
AUCUGCCGGCGCCUCCUAACAGUCGCUCGAGAGAAGUUGUUCCGUUCAGUCCGAAAGUCUUUUGUUCCGAAUCAUGUCUGUGCCGCCAUAUUUGCACUUUACCCAAAUCGGGGAUCCAGUACUCCGUCAAAUAGCGGAGGAAGUGCCGCCCGAAAGCAUUGGCACCGUCGAGAUCGAUCAGAUCGUGGAUCGCAUGGUAAAAGUAUUGCGUCACUAUGACUGCGUGGGCGUGGCAGCACCCCAGGUGGGAGUGCCACUUCGGAUCAUCGUAAUGGAGUUCCGUGAGGGCAAGCAAGAGCAAUUCAAGCCAGAGAUCUAUGCAGAACGCAAAAUGUCAACGCUUCCCUUGGCGGUGUUUAUAAAUCCGGAGCUCGAGAUAACCAGUAGCGCUGUAAACAAACAUCCCGAAGGCUGUAUGAGUGUUAGAGGCUACUCGGCCCAGGUGGAGCGCUACGACAGGGUGCGCAUCAAGGGAAUUGGAAAGCUGGGAACUCCUUCCGAGAUGGAGCUGGAGGGCUGGAACGCGCGCAUUGCCCAGCACGAGGUGGAUCACUUGAAUGGCAAGAUCUAUGUGGAUCGCAUGGAUGUUUCCACCUUUAAUUGCCUCAGCUGGCAGCAGAUUAACGCGGCCGAAGGACGUUCCGCCAUUUGGUUUCACAAAUAAAAUAAAAUGUUAAACACUU